Molecule: messenger RNA, 3122 nt
Organism: Aedes aegypti (yellow fever mosquito)
Lineage: Eukaryota; Metazoa; Arthropoda; Insecta; Diptera; Culicidae
Gene: raw
Exons: 10
Coding region: 430-2607 (725 amino acids)
Cellular component (GO): plasma membrane
Source: RefSeq, a predicted model, not a curated record
GGAAAGAACAAAAAUCAAUGUAGUGGUCAUGUUCUGAUGAGUUCAUUCAUAUUCUACGUUUACUAUAUGAAACUGUUUCUUACGUCUUGCAAGCAGUUCCUAUAAGAUCAAAUUCGAAGUGAAAGACAUUUUUGCGUUCUUCCUCUGUUAAUAUCUUCACUGCUGGUGUGAAAGGCGAGAUAAUUACAUCGUAUUUCGAUAUGCUUAAACGAUCUUAACUUAUUUCCAAAUCUUAUUAAUCACAAAUCUAUUGUGAGCUAGCACCACAACAUUUGAGCUCAUGUGUCCUGCAUAAGGAAAGAGCCAGAGCGUUGAGCAUUACCACAUCUUCAAUAUGUUUUUCCUUUUAUUACAAUCGGAGGAGGUAUACAAUGUUUUUCUGGUGUCUACAGGAUAAAGAAAAACUCAUGAGCAGAAAUCCUGGAUGGAAUGUAUGUUUAUACCAUCGUAAUAUUAUUCCUGCAUCUAACGAAUCCCGCUGCGAUGAGGCCCAGUACACUGAAUUUGCAACAUCAACACAAUCAUGACGUAUCCAAAAACAUAUUAAGGGAAGCUUACAGCUCUUGGAAUCAACGAUCUGAUAAUUGUAUUGUACCAGAACCUAAUAUUCAACCACUUUUUCGUGAUUUUAAACUGUUUCCAACUUCUGAACAAGUGCAUGACAUGUUAAGAACUGCUAGGUUCAUUGUGCGUGGUUGCAACAAAUGUAAUAAGGCGUCCAAACAUAAAAAUGGAUUAACAUUCGGAGAAUUCUCAGUGCUGUUAACAGAUAUACGUAAAAUAAGGCAUACAUCCAUACUAAAUAGUCAUGACAAUACACAGUCAUCUGGGUAUAAUGUUACAGAUUCCUCGCAAUCUGUCAAAGCAAGCAAUUCGGAGCUCGAUGACCAAUCUACAGCAAACAAUGAAACCACAUCAGGACCAGAGGUUUUUUUAGGAGGCUCGUGUAAUCCAACAACUUGGAGAGCUGAUGUGGCAAUACCCACUCUGAAGAAAUUAGGAAUUACUUUCUACAAUCCGCAAGUUUCAGAAUGGACUCCAGAUCUGCUAGAAUUAGAGCAUCGGGCGAAAGAGAAGGCAAAAGUGUUAUUUUUUGUCAUGGAUCCACAAACAAGAUCAGCCGCUGGUGCAAUUGAAGUGGCUAAUAUAGCAGGACGUAAUUCUAAGCACCUUGUUCUAGUUCUUUUACCAUACGCACAACAGCAGAAGAUAUUAAAUGAAACAUUGACAUUAGACGAAUACAAGGAUCUUUCUCGAAAUCAGCAAUUAUUGAAACAGCUUGUGCGACGAAGAGGAUUGCCAGUACUCGAUAAAGUGGCUUUGGCCUUGGAACACAUAAAAAAUAUACUGUCUGGAGGACCGUGUCGAGAUCAACCGCACAACAUUGCAACAAGAUUGAUAUCUGUUCGACGAACUUUUGAUAGAGUGGUGAAUAAUAGUAGUGAAGUAAUAAAUUUAAUCCAAUGUCAAACAGCAUUGGCCGCACUUGGCUAUCCGUCUGGCAUAGUUUCGAUCAGCGUAAUAAAACAAAUUUUAGCAUAUUUUGAAGAAAUACGACAACAACGGCCUGCAAGUAGUACACAACCUGGAUCAAAUUCAACAUCAACUAAAACUACCAAUGGUUAUGCGGACGAUAAUAUCUCGAUAACAUUCGAUAGCUUCUGUGUACUAGAAUCAUAUCUGUCCGUCCUCCAGCAGGAGAUUCUGGAAACAAGUUGUGUUUCGCCCAUUAAAGGGACUAAUUUACAGCAGCCACCAAUAUAUCUCACAGACUUUCAAGGUUGGAGCCGCCGAGCUCUUCCUUCGCCGAUCAAUACAGGAAAACAGUUCGCAGCGGAAUCGAACAUUACCAGAAACCAUUCAGCACAGCUUUCAAUAUCUAGUGAUUGCAAUGACACUUUUGAAAAUGUGCACAGAACUAGUGAGGCUGACAUAGAAAAAAUCAAUGCGUCAUCAUCGAAACAUACUGACGACACUUUAUCUGGCACACAUAAACAUAUUGAAGAAAAUUGUAACACUCAGCUUCAGCAGAGCCAAAACUCUUCUAAAUCAGCAUCAGAUCAAAAUAAUUCAAAUCAUUCUUCGAGCAACAGGGAGAAUAAUGGAAUGAAAACGCGUGAUCUGUAUCUCGGAGGCAGUUGCUGGAUGCUGACAAAUUGGCGACAAAACUAUGCAAUACCUUAUCUGAAAGCGAAAAAUAUUACCUUUUUCACAUCCACCUUGCAUGAAGGACCCGAAUGUUCUAUCGAUUUCAAUGAAACGGGAGAAAUUAGCAUAAAAGGAAAUGAUGAGCUUAUCUUUGAUCCAGCAAUUUUGGAUGCUAGUCGAAUACUGCUUUUCGUGAUCACCGAUAAGACCAGAUCGCUGGGUGCAAUGACAAUGGCGGCACAUUACAUGGGACUCGGCUAUAACAUAGUACUGUGUGUACAAAUGCUACCAAAUGAUUGUAAAAUCAAUGGAUUACAGCUUUCAAGUUCGGCAAUCAAAGAUUACAACAGAGGUCGUGCGUAUUUGAUUGAUUUGGCCAAACGGCAAAACAUCCCUGUGUACAGCAACAUAGAAGAUGCCCUCAAAUCAGCAGUGGAAAAAUUAAACUACACCAGAUGAGCUAUAAUGGAAAUAUCUACAAAAUGGAUAUGCAUUCAGUUAGUUUUUAUGGAUAUAAGUUAUGCCUCAGUAGAGCAAUUGUAUAACAUUUUUUCAUAUUUGAUCUGAAUGGCUCGUGUCGACAAAGCAGUACUUAGUUGAAGCAUAUGAUCAUUAAAAAAAGUAAAUCUAUGGAAAUUAUUGAAUGCAUCACACCAGAAAACCUAGCUUUAUUGAACAUGCUGACUAACCGUUUAGUUAUGGUCACAGAGCCAACUAUACUCUUACAAACAUGACUUACGCUUGUACAUAAAAUUAUUCAAUAACAUUUAAUUGCUAGGAAUAAUUUACUAAUUUAACUAUUACUUGCUAAAACUACACCUAAUGUCAAUAGCAUUUGGGUCUCGAAAAAACGUCCUCACUCUUUAUUUAGUUUUAAUAAUGUAGGUACUGCAAUAUUUGAAAAUACAACCCAUUAUGGCACAGAAUAUACAUCAAGGGCAUCCAAUAAAGCAAAAUUUAAUUAUUGCAAACCA